CUCCACAAGUUGAACACCCAAUAUUUGUGUAAUUCAACCUAACUUCCUUUUCCAACACUCACAGAUUAAGACUGAGCGUUAAACCUAAUUUCACAUCUCAUACAAUGGCCACAAUUUCUGCUGCUACUUCAUUCACUGGUUUUUGUUACAGCAAAUCAAGACUCCAAGGACUCAAGCCAACCGUGCAUGUAGAUGGCAGACCAAGGCGCAUGGUUGCUGUGAGAGCUGAAGGGCUAGGCAUCAACCCGUCAAUUAGAAAGGAAGAGGCCAAAGUAGUCGACUCUGUUCUGGUCGAUGAGCUUUCUAAGCCUCUAACUCCUUAUUGCAGAUGCUGGAGAUCAGGGAUAUUUCCAUUAUGUGAUGGAACACACGUAAAGCAUAACAAAGCCACUGGUGACAAUGUUGGACCUUUGCUCUUGAAAAAGCCAAAAGAGUAAUUAAUUAUUAUUAUUUCUUUCCUAUCUCUGUUGUUGUUAGCCGUGUGAACUCGAGAAUUUUUAAUAUUAUUUUGUGUACUAAUAUUUGCUCACCGCCUCUGAUUCAGGGGAACUUUCUUU
This is a messenger RNA of Mercurialis annua (annual mercury), 557 nucleotides long. Its product is annotated as CDGSH iron-sulfur domain-containing protein NEET. The transcript has 2 exons. The record is from RefSeq and is a predicted model, not a curated record. Bases 105 to 437 code for a protein of 110 amino acids. Gene Ontology annotation, cellular component: mitochondrial outer membrane; intracellular membrane-bounded organelle. Gene Ontology annotation, molecular function: 2 iron, 2 sulfur cluster binding. Lineage: Eukaryota; Viridiplantae; Streptophyta; Magnoliopsida; Malpighiales; Euphorbiaceae. Gene Ontology annotation, biological process: regulation of autophagy.